AUGUUGGUUACAACUAAACCUGAGGACCCUAAACACACCCCUGGUUCAAUGCGUAAAUAUUGCUUGCCGAGAUUAGGCAAUUUGUCUGAAUGUCUCGGGGCGGCAGUCCAUGGCUCCCGAGGGCCACAUCACGACUCGCGCUCUGGAGGUGUCAAUUGCCCACCUUUAACCAAGCUUGGCACUCAAAAAAUGAACUGUCCUCCGGGUCCACCCGGCAAGAGAGGGAAGAAAGGGAAAAAAGGAGAUAGCGGAGAGUCAGGCCCGCCGGGGUUGAUGGGAGCGCCGGGCAAAAAUGGAUUUCCGGGGAGCAAGGGAGAGAAGGGAGAACGCGGCUUCAUGGGACCAAUAGGAUUAGAUGGACCAAAAGGAGAUCCGGGUCGACCGGGUGACAAGGGGCAGAAGGGUGAGCAUGGCAGUCCAGGGUUCGACGUUUUCUCAGCGGUGAAGGGUGUCAAGAGAUCCGUGGACAACUAUAAGAUGAGUCCGUAUACAACGGCAGAGAUCAUAGCUGUCAAGGGUGAGCCAGGCGAACCAGGUCCGCCAGGCGUACCAGGUCCACCUGGCGCUGAUGGAACAACAGGUGCUGAAGGCCGGGUGGGACCGUCGGGUGCGCCUGGACCUGCUGGACCGAUCGGACCAGCUGGGCCACCUGGACCAAUAGGACCAGUGGGUCCACCCGGACCAUCAGGACUUAAGGGUGAUCGCGGCGACAAAGGCGAACGUGGCUUCACGACGACAUUAAAAGGAGAUGCUUUCCCAACUGGCAUUAUCGAAGGACCUCCCGGACCACCUGGACCUCCCGGUGCGGCAGGAGCUCCUGGCUUACGGGGUCCAUCAGGUAUAGAUGGAAGACCAGGCGAUCCGGGCGUCGCAGGACCACCAGGAAAGCCGGGUGAGAUCGGGCCAAAGGGCGAAAAGGGUGACUACGGUGACAUGGGUUCCCCUGGCAUGCUUGGUGCCCCGGGGCUACCCGGACCUCCAGGUUAUCCUGGCUUGAAGGGAGAAAAAGGGGACAAAGGCGAUUCUGGAGACGGAACCGGCUAUGAGCUGUACGGACACGAAAUGAUGAUGGGUCCUCCAGGUGCACCAGGCCCGGCAGGGCCCCCAGGCGUAGCCGGUCCGCCAGGGAUCAAAGGCGAUAAGGGAGAUCCCGGAAUCAGAGGCAAAUCGGGUGAACGCGGUGAAAAAGGUGAUCCAGGACCCAUGGGGCUUCCGGGCCCCGUUGGUCUACCAGGAGAGCCAGGUGAGCCAGGGGAACCAGGAAGACACGGCGAUCCGGGGCCAAGAGGCCCUGUAGGCAAACGUGGACGUAAAGGUGACAAGGGGGAUAGAGGUGAACAGGGUGUACCUGGAUUGGACGCACCUUGCCCACUUGGACCAGAUGGGUUACCGCUUCCUGGCUGUGGAUGGAGACCGUCUAAGGAGGCAGCACGCGAACACAGACCACCUAUCGGGAGUGAGGAGGUAACGGGGGGUGAAGAAGAGGAGGAGACCGAAUAUGACGCUGGUGAGGUAGAGGAGGGGGAAGGGCAGGAGGGAGAUGGGAUGGUACGCGAAUACGAUGACUAUGUGGACAAUGCGCACUUAGCCAUGCACGCAGACUGA
This is a messenger RNA of Leptosia nina, 1605 nucleotides long. The record is from the annotation of a GenBank genome assembly. NCBI's taxonomy places the organism in Eukaryota, Metazoa, Arthropoda, Insecta, Lepidoptera, Pieridae.